Erythranthe guttata (spotted monkey flower) is the source of this 470-nucleotide messenger RNA. Lineage: Eukaryota; Viridiplantae; Streptophyta; Magnoliopsida; Lamiales; Phrymaceae. The record is from RefSeq and is a predicted model, not a curated record.
AUAUGUAUUUAUCAUUUAAAUUUUUCCCUUAGAAAUUGUGCACAUGGUGUGUAUGUAUUAGUAUAAGAAUGAAAAUUCCAUGGUUAUUAAUUAAGUUGGUUAUAUAAGUUUAAGAUGAAAUUAUAUGUGUGUUUUUGUGUACGUAUAUAUAUUAUAUGUAUAAAUAGGGGGAAGUGGUGGUGCAAUGAAAGAAGUUGACAUAAAUCAAGUACCAUCAUCUGGAACAGAAGAAGAAUGCAUGCAAGAAGAAGAAGAAGACGACGACGAAGAUGAAAGCCCGAAUGGGGGGCCAGGCCCGAGAAAGAAACUCCGUCUUACAAAAGAACAGUCUCGUCUUCUUGAACAAACCUUCUUACAUAAUCAAACCUUAAACCAUAAAGAAAAGGAGAGUUUGGCAAUUGAAUUAAAAUUGAAGCCAAGGCAAGUGGAGGUGUGGUUUCAAAACCGUAGAGCAAGGUAAUUUUUAUUUU